Messenger RNA from Linum trigynum, 2444 nucleotides. The record is from the annotation of a GenBank genome assembly. Lineage: Eukaryota; Viridiplantae; Streptophyta; Magnoliopsida; Malpighiales; Linaceae.
UAUCCAAGUUAUUAAACAAUGUCACGUGGUAUUUUUUUUUCUAGCAUACACGUCAUUAAAGGACUUAUGAUCAUAUGUUUGCAGGACAUUCUGCUCCCAGUUAUGGAAGUUGGGAAAUGGCUUCUUUCCUUGUUGUAUUGGGAUUCCCCCAAGAAGUCGUUCUUGUUCUGCUUGUUUUUUACUUAUAUCAUCUGGCGGUAAGCUCUCAUUCUUUUGACAUUGUUCUUUACUCCUACAAUGACGGCAUAUGCUGUUGCAAAACUAAAUACUUUCGCCAUCAGUAUAUUACUUUUUAGAUGGCUGGGUGGUGCACUCCCUAGAUGAUUAGAUAUGCCAUGGCGGUACUGGGAUAUGCUGAGGGCUAAUAGAAGUGUAAUGUGGUUUAGGGUAGUUAAGCAGAAUGAAGUAUUUUUUGUUUGGCUCGCAUGUUUCAUUUUGAUGUGCAUUUGCCCCAUCCUCUUUUAAGAAUGAUAUGUAAAUGAAGGUUAGUACAUUCAGCAGCAGUAUUUGCCAACUGCCACAACAAUUAAGAACUGAGUUGAGCAGAAAGUUACAAGUGAACUGGUUGCAAAAUCUUCUGUUAUCUGAUAUCCGAGUUUGCUAGAAGUUCCGUAAUUUUUUCUUUGCUAGGAUUCCUUUAGCCAUCACAGUAGAGAUUAAGCAGCCGUAUUCUUGUCGGUAACUAAAAGGAUCUGCUUGAGUCAUUUGCUUCUCAGUCAUCAAGUCAAGUUGUGAAAACUGUCUGCUUGUUGGCCUCCUCAAAUCCUCUAUAUUUUCUCCUGUGUUCCUAGAAGUUUCUCGCUUUACUUAGCUUUGUUAUAGUUUUUCCUGUGUCAAAUCCACUAAAUGUACAUUUAUUAGUGGUAGUACUCUAAAAGCAUUCAUCAUUUUGUCUUAAAAUGUUUCUGCCUCGUGUAUGUGUGUCGAUUCUCAAAUUUGAGCUCCUCGUUGAUUAUUAAGGCAAUAUGAAAGUUGUUUAGCGAUGGAAUAGAGUGGAGAAGGAGCUGUUCGACUAACAGAGUUCUCCUGUUUCAGGGACUGGUUGGGGUAUGCUUUCGGAUUGAUGCUCGCUUCACUGGCUGUAUUCAUGUUGCUUACUCGGUUUUUCAACCAAGGCCAGCCUGUCGAUGAGCUGAAGGUAGUAGCACCACCACCUAUGAACACAAUGGAGCAGCUUCUCGCUGUCCAGAAUGCGAUUUCUCAGGUGGAGCAGCUGAUCCAGGAUGGCAACAUUGGCCUACUCAAAGUCCGGGCUUUACUACUUUCCGUGUUCCCACAAGCGAGCGAUAAAUUUGCGGCAGUGCUGCUGGGCAUGGGGUUAGUGCUGGCCAUCUUGCCAUUGAAGUACGUAGUUCUGUUGGGCUUCCUUGAGGUGUCCACAAGGUACUCGCCGGCAAGAAAAGAAAGCUCGGAGAGAUGUGCGAGGAGAAUGAGGGAAUGGUGGUUCAGCAUACCGGCGGCUCCGGUGGUACUUGACAGAGAGAAGGAUGACAAGAAAAAGAAGUAGAAGUGAAGUGAGGUGAAGCGUGGUUAGUCCUUUGUACUGAGGCUGGUGGUGCUUAUGUUGUUUGUAUUUUCUGCAUGUAUGUACAGGGACACUUGUGACGUACAAGAACAGAACCUCUCUGUGACUGUAAAUCUCACCAAGGAUAAAUGAGAGAGGGAAAGUCAUAUUUUGAGUAAGUGGUUCACACGUGUGUGUGUGUUGAUGAAUCCUGAGGUUUAGGACGCGAGACCAUAAGGAAAAGAUGACAGCAGAAGCAAAGUGAGUGAGUUGCGUGUUUGAAUGUGAAGGGAGUACAAGACGUAAAGAAGAAAUAAUAAGGGUGGAAGAAGAGUAGUUUAUUUAAGGGGCUUGCUAUUUGCCGCCAACCAAAUUGCUAUUUGCCGCCAACAAAAAAAAAAAAAAAAGAGUAUAUAUAUACAUAUUAGGGUAAGGAGUUUCACAAUCUACAACAUAUCCAACUUUCAGAGAACAUAUUGAAUCAAAAAAAUUCAACGCUCGCCGGAAAAGUCGCCGGAAAAUCAUCGGGAAAGCCUAUCCUUGACAUAUACUGCGUACACGCAUCAAUGAAUCAUCACUAAGCAGGUGCGUAAUUUUUUUGUAGUUUCGAACAAUUUUUCCGACGAUUUGAAACGAACAGACGGUGGGCCGAAAAUUUUUGGCGGCCGGAACCUGGCCGGGCCGAAAAUUUCCGGUGGCCGGAACCUGGCCGGGCCGAAAAAUCCCGGCGGCCGGAACCAGGCUGAGCCGCAAGAUAUUUUCGGCCCGGCCAGGUUCCAGCCACCGGAAAUUUUCGGCCCGGCCAGGUUCCGGCCACCGGAAAUUUUCGGCCCACAGUCUGUUUUUGCAAUUUUUCGGAAAAAUUCGAUUUUAGGAGUUGAAUUUAGAGUUUAGGAGUUGAAUUUAGAGUUUAGGAGUUGAAUAUAGCGUGUAAGAAUUG